AUUCACCGUCCCAAUGGAAGAGGCACCGGGCUGGGUCCCAGCCAUGGGUUUCACACUCCUGCCCCAUGCAGGAGGAUUCUUAGGAAGCAGUAUCACCAGAAAGCAGAUCCCUCUGUGGUACGAAUCUCUGGAGAAGCCAUCCUGGCGGCCGCCCAACUGGGUCUUUGCUCCUGUUUGGGGAACCCUCUACACAUCUAUGGGAUAUGGCUCCUACCUGGUGUGGAAGGAACUGGGGGGCUUCAAUGAGAAGUCUGUGCUUCCACUGGGGCUGUACGCAGGGCAGCUGGCACUAAACUGGGCUUGGACUCCCAUAUUUUUUGGAGCUCACAAAAUGGGAUGGGGGUUGGUGACCCUCCUACUCACCACUGGUACAGCGACAGCUACAACUGCUUCCUGGUACAACAUCAACAGAACAGCAGCGUAUCUGAUGGUUCCUUAUUUAGCUUGGCUAACCAUGGCUUCUGCGCUCAACUACCGCAUCUGGAAGGACAAUCGCAGCAAGAAACAACUGGAAUAAAGAAUUUUCUUAAGAGAAAGACGUCAGCUGAAAG
Messenger RNA from Tinamus guttatus (white-throated tinamou), 551 nucleotides. It is a transcript of the gene TSPO, whose product is annotated as translocator protein. The record is from RefSeq and is a predicted model, not a curated record. Lineage: Eukaryota; Metazoa; Chordata; Aves; Tinamiformes; Tinamidae. Gene Ontology annotation, molecular function: cholesterol binding. Gene Ontology annotation, cellular component: membrane; endoplasmic reticulum.